CGGGCUGCAUUCCUGAGUAAGAGUCGAGACAGCGCAACACAUGGAAGUACACAGAGGUAUCGGAGCGCAACAGUCAAACAGCGGCGACAUGUGCGAGACCACGCAGAGGUCCUGCGAGCCGCGUCGCAAGAGGACGGACGAGCGCAGCGCGCCCGCGGAGAUGGCGAGGAUAAUCACCGACCCGGUCACGGGGAAGUGCUACUGCCGCGGAAAAGUUCUGGGGAAGGGAGGCUUCGCCAAGUGCUACGAGAUGACCGACCUGUCCACCGGCAAAGUUUACGCAGCCAAGAUCAUCCCGCACGCGCGCGUCUCCAAACCGCACCAGCGCGAGAAGAUUGACAGAGAGAUCGAGCUGCACAGAGUGUUGCACCACAGACACAUCGUGCACUUCUAUCACCACUUCGAGGACAAGGAGAACAUCUACAUCCUGCUGGAGUACUGCAGCAGAAAGUCUUUAGCUCAUAUUCUGAAGGCGCGUAAGGUGCUCACGGAGCCAGAGGUGCGUUACUAUCUCAGACAGAUUGUGGCUGGACUGAAAUAUCUGCAUGAGCAAGAAAUCCUUCACCGAGACCUCAAGCUCGGCAACUUCUUCGUGAACGAGACGAUGGACCUGAAGGUGGGCGACUUCGGCCUCGCUGCCAAGCUGGAGCCCGCGGGCAACCGGAGGAAGACGAUCUGCGGGACCCCCAACUACCUGUCCCCCGAGGUGCUCAACAAGCAGGGCCACGGCUGCGAGUCGGACGUGUGGGCGCUGGGCUGCGUCAUGUACACCAUGCUGCUGGGCCGACCGCCCUUCGAGACCACCAACCUGAAGGAGACGUACCGCUGCAUCCGAGAGGCGCGCUACUCCCUGCCGUCGUCGCUGUCGCCGCAGGCCAAGCAGCUCAUCGCCAACCUGCUCGCCAAGGUCCCCGAGGACAGACCCGACCUGGACCACAUUCUGAGGCAUGACUUCUUCACGCAGGGCUUCAGUCCGGAGCGCCUGCCGCCGAGCUGCUGUCACUCAGCGCCAGAUUUCCAUGUCUCCAGUCCCGCCAAGAGCUUCUUCAAGAAAGCUGCCGCCGCGCUGUUCGGUGGGAGGAGAGACAAGGUCAAAUACUACGAGACUCUGAAUAAGUUGACCAAAGAGGAGGAGGAGAUCUACAAACUGCAGCACGACCUGGAGAGAACUGUGAUCAGCCAGCAACACAAGCUUACGGAGAAUGGAAGUCCGCUUCCGCCAUCUGCCGAGAGCCCGGUUGCCCCGGCAACAGAGAGCGAGUCCCCGACGAUGCGAGACACCAUCCGUCUGAUCGUCAGGGGGAGCCUGGGGAGCUGCAGCAGCAGCAGCGAAUGUCUGGAGGACAGCACCACGGGGAGCGUGGCCGAGACCGUCGCCACCGUGUUGAGGGGAUGUCUGGAGAACAUGCCUAAAGCCAACGACAUCCCCCAGGACUCCAACAGCUGCAGCCUCCAGUGGGUCACUAAAUGGGUGGACUACUCCAACAAGUACGGCUUCGGCUACCAGCUGUCUGAUCACACCGUGGGAGUUCUCUUCAACAAUGGCACCCACAUGAGCCUGCUGCCCGAUAGAAAGACCAUCCAUUAUUAUGCAGAGUUGGGCCAGCGCUCCGUCUUCCCCACGUGUGAGGUCCCUCAGCACUUUGUGGGCCAAGUGACUGUGCUCAAGUACUUCUCCCACUACAUGGAGGAGAACCUCAUGGAUGGCGGGGACUUGGGGAGUAUGACAGACGCACACAUGCCCAGACUCUACCUGCUGCAGUGGCUCAAGUCGGACCGCGCCCUCAUGAUGCUCUUUAAUGAUGGCACCUUUCAGGUGAACUUUUACCAUGACCACACCAAGAUCAUCCUGUGCUGCCAGAGGGACGAGUACCUGCUGACUUACAUCAACGAGGACCGCGUCUCCAAGACCUUCAAGCUGAGCUCCCUGCUGAAGUCGGGCUGUCCCACCGACCUGCGCGAACGCAUGGUGUACUCGCUCAACAUGCUUCUGCAGCGGUGCAGCUAAACCCGCCGCCGGACGGCGCCGAGCGGACGGACCACCGGACGGAGCUCCCGCGACGCUGCAGCGGAACGGUCGGACGGGAUCCGCGCGGACCAAGGGCGGACGUGUGCGACGGGAAUUAAAAUUCCUGCACGGUUGCACCUUGGAGACUGAGCCGAGGUGCAGAGAGUAGAUACACAGAGGCUGAAACAGAGGGAGAGGAUGAAAUGUAGCACAAUGACUGUAGGCGACGAAAAGGGCUGAUUUUGUAUGUUGACGGCUAAAGGGACCGAGGAUGUUGGUUUGAACGACAAUGACGUGGGGGUGUUUAAGUAAAGGCCGCUGCUGGGCUGGCACCAGCUCAAAUGUGUACAAUAAAGUGGAAACUGUCUUCCGAGGCCGUCGGUGAACUGUGGAAUAUUGUAAAUGAUGUACAGUGUGUGUCAGUGACAUGAUUUGACGUGGAUGCUGCACAGUUACGCUGUUUAUAUGGAUGACUGCGCGUAUGUGUGUGUGUGUGAGAGUGGGAGGGGUGUGAUAUCACACUAACUUCUAAAACUGUGAUUUGUUCUCCUUGGUGACAGAUGGGCUCAGCACAUCACGCUGGGCCCUGGAGGGGCGAGAGUGACAUACAACAACCGUACUAGAGGUCCUGUAGGGAUCCUUUAAGAGCCAUUAUCACCUUGGUGGAAAACAUCCUAGAUAACUUAUUGUGUAUAAAAGUGCAGUAUUUAUUUAUUUAAUAAUAAAGAGCUUUUUUGUAAAAAAAAAAAAGAAAACCUGGUCCUGA
Messenger RNA from Betta splendens (Siamese fighting fish), 2774 nucleotides. RefSeq names its product polo-like kinase 2b (Drosophila) (gene plk2b). The transcript has 14 exons. Lineage: Eukaryota; Metazoa; Chordata; Actinopteri; Anabantiformes; Osphronemidae. The record is from RefSeq and is a predicted model, not a curated record. Gene Ontology annotation, biological process: protein phosphorylation; mitotic cell cycle; regulation of cytokinesis. Gene Ontology annotation, molecular function: protein binding; protein serine/threonine kinase activity; ATP binding. Gene Ontology annotation, cellular component: spindle pole; centrosome; cytoplasm. The coding region runs from base 41 to 2008 and encodes 655 amino acids.